GAAACAAACCCUCACUUCCUUUGGCGGCUCUUCAUUUUUUCGAACCCCAAACCCUAGUUCUGUUUGGAUUUCAUCUAUAAUAAUUACACUCUCAUUCUGUUUCAAGCCUAUUAUUGUUCAUGUGGGUAAUUUUUUUUUGGGUUUGAAAGAAAUCAAAUAAGAGAAAGUGGGUUGUAACAAACAAGGUGAAGAAAGAAAGGAGGAGAAAAGAAGAAAAUGGAGGAUUCCUUAGAAAAAAAAUGGAAGCAGCGAGAGUUCACUUUAGCAUCAGUUUCCGACUUAUCUGCCGUUACUCCUUCCGCUUUGCCGGGAACAGCUCGCUUCGACUCCGACGGUCUCCAAAUUCAUCAGCAAUCUCAUCAGAUUCCACUCAAUAUCGAUCCUCGAACUGUUCAGCUAUUCAGGCUGAGUCCUGUUCACUCCGUUUGCAUGGUGGAAGGAUCUGAUGCGGGUAAAAAGGCAUCUUAUUCCAGGGGAGUCAAUAUCCAGUUUAGAAACGAGGAGGAGAGUGAAGCGUUCCAUUGUGUAGUCCAACAAUGGAAGAAGGAAAUCAAUGCUCAAGGAGCAAAUGGGCGAAAUCAAUCAAAUAUAACUUCUAAAAGCAAAUUUGAUGAAAAGAUAGAGUCAUCAUCUGCCAAAAUGUAUUUUCAUUACUACGGACAACUUUUGCAUCAGCAAAAUAUGUUACAAGACUAUGUGCGGACAGGAACCUAUCAUGCUGCUGUUAUUGAGAACCGGUCUGAUUUCACUGGUCGUGUUGUAGUUGAUGUGGGUGCUGGUAGUGGUAUUUUAUCACUAUUUGCUGCUCAGGCUGGUGCAAAACACGUUUAUGCUGUGGAAGCAUCUGAAAUGGCAGAAUAUGCACGGAAACUUAUAGCUGGAAACCCAAUGCUAGCUCAACGAAUUACAGUGAUCAAAGGCAAAGUUGAGGAUGUUGAAUUGCCAGAGAAAGCAGAUAUUCUGAUAUCUGAGCCCAUGGGAACCUUGUUAAUCAAUGAAAGAAUGUUGGAGUCUUAUGUCAUUGCCAGAGAUAGGUUUCUUGUUCCUACGGGGAAAAUGUUUCCAGCUCUGGGAAGGAUUCACAUGGCACCUUUCACUGAUGAAUAUUUGUUUAUAGAAAUUGCUAAUAAGGCACUGUUUUGGCAGCAACAGAACUAUUAUGGUGUUGAUUUAACACCCCUACAUGGGACUGCAUUUCAAGGAUACUUUUCUCAGCCUGUGGUGGAUGCUUUUGAUCCAAGACUGUUAAUAGCUCCUUCAAUAUCCCAUGUGAUAGACUUCACCAAAAUAAAGGAGGAAGAACUGUAUGAAAUUGAUAUUCCUCUGAGAUUCAUAGCUUCCGUGGGAACCAGAGUGCAUGGCUUAGCUUGUUGGUUUGAUGUGCUUUUCAAUGGAAGUACUGUGCAAAGGUGGCUCACCACUGCUCCUGGGUCACCGACAACCCAUUGGUACCAGUUGCGUUGUGUUCUCUCACAGCCAAUAUACGUCAUGGCUGGACAAGAAAUUACUGGCAGGCUUCACUUGAUUGCCCACAAUGCACAGAGUUAUACAAUUUAUUUAACAUUGUCAGCUAAAAUGUGGGGUCCUGGUGCUGAACAAGGGGGAAUUCUCCAAACAUCUUCCUGUAAACUUGAUCUGAAAGAACCCUAUUAUAGAAUGUCUCAACCACAGGCUUAUGCAUUAGCUCAAGAUCAACAACCUCAACCACUUAUACCAACGCAGGAUUUAGAUGAACCUGAAUUUGUACAACAGCCUUCGCCUAAUUCAUGUGUCCAGAUUGAUCCACUGAUGCAGAAUAUUUAACUUGACAAAUCCUAACCCAAAUUUCUAUUUAUGAGUUUGCCAUGAUGUAACAUGUUGGGGCCAUUUGUCUGUAUUUAGACAUUUCCCUUUCCUGUAAAUUUCAUUGUGUUCAAUCUAUUGUGGGUGAUUGUCACCCUCACAAAUGUAUCAAAUCUCAUGUCAUGCCUCACAAACUAGGGAAUUUAACCAGCUGGUUCAGUUAAA
Messenger RNA from Vigna radiata var. radiata (mung bean), 2007 nucleotides. Its product is annotated as probable histone-arginine methyltransferase 1.3. The coding region runs from base 217 to 1803 and encodes 528 amino acids. The transcript has 15 exons. Gene Ontology annotation, biological process: peptidyl-arginine methylation. Lineage: Eukaryota; Viridiplantae; Streptophyta; Magnoliopsida; Fabales; Fabaceae. The record is from RefSeq and is a predicted model, not a curated record. Gene Ontology annotation, molecular function: protein-arginine N-methyltransferase activity.